Messenger RNA from Rotaria sp. Silwood1, 444 nucleotides. The record is from the annotation of a GenBank genome assembly. NCBI's taxonomy places the organism in Eukaryota, Metazoa, Rotifera, Eurotatoria, Philodinida, Philodinidae.
AUGAUUGUAUCAGGUAUUCUUGAAGAACAAGUCGUACCUAUUAUCGAAGAUUUACCUUAUCUUGAUUCAAUUUAUGUAUUUUGUUGCAAUAAAUCAAAACAUAAACUCUGGGUUUCUAAACAUCGAAAAAUAAAAGAUAUUUUUACUGAAAUUGAACCACUUUGCGAAUUGUUCACAAAUGAUAUCAAACAAUGUGAUAACAAUUUAAUGUCAAUUAGUAUUUUAUCUAAAACUGAUUGUUCAACACGUGAUUUAAAUGCUUUAUAUCCAUCAUUUAUGUAUUCAAAAUUACUUAGAGAAAUCCUUGUGCAAAUCGAAGAUGAUAAUCAAGCUAAAACAGAACUUGUUGAAUUUUGUUGUAAUCAAUGUGAAGAUAAUCAACAUGAGUUAAAAAUAAUUGAUAACUUUAAGAACACUUAUUCUUCUUCAUUAGCUCUUUGGUAA